GCAGGUCUUGCACUCGAGAGUCCACCUUCCAUUCAUCAGCUCCAUCUUCCUCUUUGUUCGCCCGCGUAUAAUAUUUUCUCCUUCUGCAGAACUGCCACUGAUCUGAUCCGGGCUGCGGUGAUCUCUCAGCUCUGCUCGCGCUGAUGGAGAUUAAGAGGGAUGUAUGGAGCCUGCUGCUCGUGCUGCUCCUCGGGCAGCUCGUCGCCUUCGCCAUGGCCGCCUCAAGCUUCACCUCCUCCCUCAUUGCUAAUCUUGGAGUUGAUGCACCACUGACACAGUCUUUCUUCGCUUACCUGUUGCUGACCUUAGUCUAUGUACCAAUCGUCCUGCGUCGACGGCAGAAGCUGCAAAUAGCUUGGUACUGGUAUCUAGCUCUGGCCUUCUUUGAUGUACAGGGGAACUAUCUUGUUGUGAAGGCAUACCAGUACUCAUACAUUACCAGUGUAACUUUGUUGGAUUGUUGGACUGUUGUAUGGGUCAUCAUCCUCACCUGGUACGCAUUGGGCACAAGAUACUCACUUUGGCAGUUCGUGGGGGCAGGGACAUGUGUGGCAGGGCUUGCCCUUGUGCUGCUUUCAGAUGCAGAAUCUCCAGAGGAGCAAGAUCCAGGAAAAAUGCCACUUCUGGGGGAUGUCCUUGUUAUUGCUGGGACAGUUGGUUUUGCGUUUAGCAAUGUUGGGGAGGAAUACUGUGUCAAGAAAAAGGAUAGAGUUGAAGUUGUUGCAAUGCUUGGACUCUUUGGGUUGCUGAUCAGCAUAGUGCAGAUACUUAUAUUUGAAAGGAAGGGCCUAGAAGCAGUUACAUGGUCUCCAACAAUGAUAAGUCUGUUUGCAGGAUUUGCAGUGGCAAUUUUCAUAUUCUACACAAUUACUCCUUUCGUUCUUAAGAUGAGUGGAGCUACAUUGUUCAACCUUUCACUGCUAACAUCUGACAUGUGGGCAGUUGCCAUUCGAGUUUUAUUCUAUCAGCAACAGAUAAACUGGUUGUACUACCUAGCAUUCACAGUUGUGGCCAUUGGAUUAAUCAUCUAUUCGUUGAAUGAUAGUUCUUCAGAUGAUGAAACAGCUGGAAGUACAGAAGCUCCAGCCCAAUAUCAGCAACUACCAAUUGAAGACAAUUCAACAAGAAUUGGUUCUAAUUCAGGUAGCCAAGAAAGGACACAUAAGGAAGAAGUUCAUAUCUGUUAGCAGUGUAAUGUAUAUGUAUGAAGACACCUCCUUGUCGAUGGAUAGAUUUCUACCAAAUCAAAUAUGGCAUAGAGAUAUGUAGAGUAAAAUGUUGGUCGCUUCACGUAUAGGAAAAUAUUUAAUUGUCUCAAGCAACAAAUGAGAAAGAGAACCAGAGUUAUUUUUCUCUACACCUCAGUCCAGCAGAUAAUUCAUAAAUGUAUGAAAAAUACAUCGAGUCAAAAGGAUCUUCGACUAGGGAUUGCGAACCAUCACAGCUGGUCUGCAAAGCAUAAUAGCAACAGUUUGGGGAACAUGUAAAGGGAAUUGCCUAUGAAAAUAUUUUCUGCAUUGCUCAUUGUAAAA
This is a messenger RNA of Sorghum bicolor (sorghum), 1532 nucleotides long. Its product is annotated as solute carrier family 35 member F2. The transcript is spliced from 11 exons. Lineage: Eukaryota; Viridiplantae; Streptophyta; Magnoliopsida; Poales; Poaceae. Bases 144 to 1187 code for a protein of 347 amino acids. Gene Ontology annotation, molecular function: transmembrane transporter activity. Gene Ontology annotation, biological process: transmembrane transport. Gene Ontology annotation, cellular component: membrane. The record is from RefSeq and is a predicted model, not a curated record.